GCCUGUGACGUCACAGGCGCGCCCGUCUAAACGCUUAGUUUUGGUUUAGAGCGCGCAGCAAGAUAUCAGCUUCUCUGAUUGAAUUUGCUUUGGACAGCUUUGUAAAGCAGAUCUGAUAUGCCACUUGAAUUAAUAAAAGAAGUCAAUGGGGUGCCUGAAAUUGAGCCGCUUAAAAAACUGCACAAAGUAGACUUCAGAUCCCUACAGCCUGGUUGUGAUUAUAGCAAGAAAUAUAUUCAGGGAAAACUUUCACGUAUCUCUUCUUUAACUUAUGGUGGAAACAGAACACCUAUUUUGAAGAUCGGACUGCAAGAACAAGAAAAUUCAGAUUUGGAAAGUAACACCAUAAAUGUAUUAUUUUUUGGAAAAUUAGCAAAGGACUGUGCAAAAGUUUUCUCUGAAGGGGACACCAUUGCAGUGGCUGCAUUUAUUGUUUUGUCUUCAUCUACAAACAGAGAUGGUGAACAUUGCUUAUUUUUGAAAGCAUUUGAGGACUUCAACUCAACUGUUUAUGUUUAUGUUAAAUCUGUAAUAGAUCUUCCUUCAGAGUCAAUGUCUUUGGUUCCAGCAACACGUUAUAUCUAUACACCCCUGAAUGAACUCAAGGCUGGCAUGAUUGUCAAUGUCUAUGGUGUUGUGAAGUUCUUCAAGCCUCCAUAUUUAAGCAGAGGAACUGAUUAUUGUUCAGUUGUUACAAUUGUGGACCAGACAAAUGUAAAGUUAACCUGCCUGCUCUUUAGUGGAAAUUAUGAAAGCCUUCCAAUAAUUUAUAAAAAUGGAGAUAUUGUUCGCUUUCACAGGCUGAAGAUCCAAGUAUAUAAAAAUGAGACUCAAGGUAUCACCAGCUCUGGCUUUGCAUCUUUGACAUUUGAGGGAACUCUGGGAGCUCCUGUCAUACCUCGUACUUCAAACAAGAAUUUUAACUUUACAACUGAGGACCACAAGAUGGUAGAAACCUUACGUGCUUGGGCAUCUACUCAUAUUUCACCUUCUUCGACAUCAGUAAAAUUGUGUGAUGUUCAACCAAUGCAGUACUUUGACCUGACUUGUCAGCUCUUGGGCAAAGCCGAAGUGGAUGGAGCAUCAUUUCUUCUAAAGGUGUGGGAUGGCACCCGGCCACCGUACCCAUCCUGGAGAGUCUUAAUACAAGACCUUGUUUUUCAUGGCGAUUUAAGUCACAUCCAUCGGCUGCAGAAUCUGACAGUGGACAUUUUAGUAUAUGACAACCAUGUUCAAGUGGCGAAAUCUCUGAAGGUUGGAAGCUUUCUUAGGAUUUAUAGCCUCCAUACCAAACUUCAGUCAGUGAAUUCAGCAAACCAGUCAACAUUGUUAGCUCUAGAGUUUCAUCUCCAUGGAGGCACCAGUUACGGUCGGGGAAUCAGAGUCUUACCAGAAAGCAACUCUGAUGUGGAUCAGCUGAAAAAGGUUUUAGAAUGUGCAAGUUUGACAGCCAAUCAGUGUUCAGAUGGUAUAUGUCAAUCAGAAUGUGAGGACAGCGUACCAACAAGUUCUGGAUCAGUAUCACUAUAUGAGAUAGAAAGAUGUCAACAACUAUCAGCUACAAUACUUACAGAUCAUCAAUAUUUGGAGAACACCCCAAUAUGUGCGAUACUGAAGCAAAAAGCUCCUCAUCAAUAUCGCAUCCGAGCAAAACUGAGAUCAUAUAAGCCCAGAAGACUCUUUCAGUCAGUUAAACUUCAUUGUCCUAAAUGUCAUUCCCUGCAAGAAGUUCCACAUGAAGGCGAUUUGGAUCGAAUUUUGCAAGAGAGUGCAACUAAAACUCCAGAUACCAAACUACAAAACACAUUAUUAUAUGAUUCAAAAGUCUGGACAACUAAAGAUCAAGGAGAACGAAAAGUAGCUAUUCAUUUUGUGAAAAAUAACGGUAUUCUCCCACUUUCAAAUGACUGUCUAAUUUUGAUAGAAGGAGGUACAGUAAGUGAAAUCUACAAACUUGCAAACAAGUUUCACAGUGUAAUUCCUGUGAGAUCCGGCCAUGAAGACCUAGAACUCUUUGACCUUUCAGCACCAUUCCUUAUACAAGAUAAAAUUCAUCACUAUGGAUGUAAAAAGUGUUCUACCUUGAGACCAAUACAAAAUCUAAGUAACCUGGUUGAUAAAACGUCAUGGAUUCCUUCUUCUGUGGCAGAAGUAUUGGGUAUUGUACCCCUUGAACAUGUGUUUGUGAUGACAUUUACCCUUGAUGAUGGAACGGGCGUAUUGGAAGCUUAUCUCAUGGAUUCUGACAAAUUCUUCCAUAUUCCAGCAUCAGAAAUCCUGACCAAUGAUUACCUUCAGGAAAAUAUGGAUGUGAUCAUGAAUAUGUUUUGUCCUCCAGGAGUAAAAAUUGAUACAUAUCCAUGGUUGGAAUGCUUCAUCAAGUCGUAUAAUGUCACAAGUGGAACGGAGCAGCAAAUUUGCUAUCAGAUUUUUGACACCACAGUUGCAGAUGAUGUUAUCUAGUAUUGAAAUUCAAUUUAGCAUAUGUAAAUAUUGUAACUGUUUCCUAUGUGAUUGCCAUAAAACAUGUAAAAGAUUUAGUUCAAUAGUUCAUUUUCCAUUUUAACUAUUUAAAUUUUUUAAUAGACAUUGGGUUCUCUUAACACCUUCUUGUAAGUUAAAAAUGGUCUGUUGCUCAAAAAUAUCUGGUAUGCUGGCUGGUAGGGUUCUAAAAG
This is a messenger RNA of Pteronotus mesoamericanus, 2675 nucleotides long. It is a transcript of the gene POT1, whose product is annotated as protection of telomeres 1. Gene Ontology annotation, biological process: telomere capping; regulation of telomere maintenance via telomerase. The record is from RefSeq and is a predicted model, not a curated record. The transcript is spliced from 20 exons. Lineage: Eukaryota; Metazoa; Chordata; Mammalia; Chiroptera; Mormoopidae. The coding region runs from base 118 to 2463 and encodes 781 amino acids. Gene Ontology annotation, cellular component: nuclear telomere cap complex; chromosome, telomeric region. Gene Ontology annotation, molecular function: telomerase inhibitor activity; G-rich strand telomeric DNA binding.